Rhinolophus ferrumequinum (greater horseshoe bat) is the source of this 1895-nucleotide messenger RNA. It is a transcript of the gene PUDP, whose product is annotated as pseudouridine 5'-phosphatase. The transcript is spliced from 4 exons. The coding region runs from base 55 to 750 and encodes 231 amino acids. NCBI's taxonomy places the organism in Eukaryota, Metazoa, Chordata, Mammalia, Chiroptera, Rhinolophidae. The record is from RefSeq and is a predicted model, not a curated record. Gene Ontology annotation, molecular function: phosphatase activity.
CCCGCGGGAGCGCGCGCCUCCUCCCCGCCCCCACCUGGCCCAGACGGCGGCACCAUGGCGGCGCCCAUUCCCCAGCUGCGGCCGGUCACCCACCUCCUCUUUGACAUGGACGGCCUUCUCCUGGACACGGAGCGGCUCUAUUCAGUGGUGUUCCAGGACAUCUGCGAUCGCUACGAGAAGCAGUACAGCUGGCACGUGAAGUCCCUGGUGAUGGGCAAGAAGGCCCUGGAAGCGGCCCAGAUCAUCAUAGACGUCCUGCAGCUGCCCAUGUCCAAAGAGGAGCUGCUGCAGGAGAGCCAGGCGAAGCUGCACGACCUGUUCCCCACGGCCGCGCUCAUGCCAGGGGUGGAGAAACUCAUGCACCAUCUGCGGAAGCACCACGUGCCGGUGGCCGUGGCCACCAGCUCCGGGGCCGAGUCCUUCGAGAGAAAGACCAGUGCCCACAAGGAAUUCUUCAGCUUGUUCGAUCACAUCGUUCUGGGGGACGACCCCGAAGUGAGGAACGGCAAGCCGGACCCAGACAUAUUCCUGGCCUGUGCCAAGCGGUUCUCCCCUCCGGCCCCCGCGGAGAAGUGCCUCGUCUUUGAAGACGCGCCCAACGGCGUGGAGGCGGCCCUCGCAGCCGGCAUGCAGGUGGUGAUGGUUCCAGACGCGAACUUACACCGAGACUUGACAGCAAACGCCACCGUCGUGCUGCGUUCCCUGCAGGACUUCCGGCUCGAGCUCUUCGGUUUGCCGCCCUAUGAGUGACAGGCCCUCCUGUCACUCGUGUGGGCUGCCCUGGGCGUGGCCCCCGCGCCCCCUGACUGAGCCCUACUGCUCCGGAAGCAGCCCCUCGCGGGCACUGCCCACAUUGCUAUGGCAACGGCCAUGCCCGCCUCAGGAGCUGUGCACUCCCUCUGCAAUCAGUGCACAUGGAAAGCCAGAACCGGACAGUGGAGAGAAAACAAAAUAGGGACAGCCCAGGACAGAGAUCAGAACACAGACCAAAGUUGUCCUGUGCAUAAUCACAGGACGGGAUUGUAUUUGCCUAGUCACCUAAUAACUGUGUACAAUGACUACGCACGCAUGCGUACACAUGCUUGUGUGCCAGUUUGUGCAUGCGUGCACACGGCUAUGUAAAUACAUACUUUGCCAAGACAAAAUGAAAUUCCAUGUCUUCAUUUCUUUGUAGUUUUUCUAAACCCCGGCUGGGACAUGUACAAUGCGUAUACAUAUAUGUAUAUGGUUCUAUGUAUAUCUAUGUAUAUUUAUGCAUAUCACACAUACAUUCUACGCUUCGUCUGUCUCCUCGUGCCGAGCUUAACGUGCAGUAGCAACUGAAAACAGGGAGACGAUAAGUCCCUCUGCUUUGUAAGCGGAGUCGGAAAGCCACGUCCUGGGUGACCCCUUAACAAAUCAGUCACCUGAAACUAAGAGGAAAUGAUGUCGAGUGUCAACUGUAAUUGAAAGUUUAAAAUAAAGAGACAUUGAUGAAAACAAAUCUCAGGUACCCUAAGAAAUAAAAUCAAAUAGAAGCAGGCUUAUGAGCCAGUUCACGUCCCAGCUUUUCCAUGGAUUAAGCUGUAUAAUCUUAGAAAAGUGAUCGAAACUCUGAUUCUCUGUGUCUACAUUUGUGAAAUGGGUCCAAUACCUACAUUUUCAGGACUGAGUAACUCAAUAGUGCUUGGUGUAUAGUAAUCUCUUUAUGACUGUGUUGCUGUUGUUAGUGCAAGAUUGGGUGGGUCUGGUGAAGGGGAAAUUUUGCUGCUUCGUUGAUGCUUAUUUUUUAUUUUAAUUGAGAAAAAUAUGUCUUUGUAAUAAAGGGAAAUUUAAGUGGGAAAAGAAGAAAUUAUUUUCUUUCUUCGCAAAUAGUGACAUUCUAUUUGUGUCCUCAAAAUAUCUCUGUGCACCUC